ACGCGCUGUUCUGCGUUUGCGCACACAGACACAGAGACUCGGCGCUAAGCAGGUAGCAUCUGGCUGCGUUCAGCUGUUUAAACCUGAUCCUGUCUGACGUUUGUAAACAUCUCCGAGCCGCCAGUUGUACCGAGGAGGGUUGAAGCGAACCAGGUGUAAAGGAAUAUGCCCAAAAAUAAAGGUAAAGGAGGAAAGAACCGGCGACGUGGAAAGAACGAGAAUGAGUCUGAGAAGAGAGAGCUGGUGUUCAAGGAGGACGGGCAGGAGUACGCUCAGGUGAUCAAGAUGCUGGGGAACGGCCGCCUGGAGGCCAUGUGCUUCGACGGCACCAAGCGGCUCUGCCACAUCAGAGGAAAGCUCCGGAAAAAGGUCUGGAUAAACACGUCUGACAUCAUCCUGGUGGGGCUGAGGGAUUAUCAGGACAACAAAGCAGACGUGAUCCUGAAGUACAACGCCGAUGAGGCUCGGAGUUUGAAGGCUUACGGAGAACUUCCAGAACACGCUAAAAUCAACGAGACGGACACCUUCGGACCCGGAGACGACGACGAGAUCCAGUUCGACGACAUCGGCGACGAUGAUGAAGAUAUCGAUGAUAUCUAAAACGCUGCGACUGAAGGAGGAAGGCAGGAUUUUACUACAGAAGCUCCGAUUGAGAUGUUUUGAGCCGAUUCUGCAAAUAAUCACCAUUUUUUUUAUUAUUAUUAAUAUUAAAGAUGAGCCUGUGACGUCCAAACCCGGUUUAUUAAUGUUCUGUAUGGUUACUCCAUCGGUAGUUUUGGUUCUGGAUGAAAGUGAGACGCUGCGGCGGGACGACGGAGCGUUUCCGUUUUCCUCCUCAAAACUGUUUUGUUUUGUUUCUCCAAACACGCCAUCUUUUUUUUUAGUUAUUAUUAAAAAAAGAAAAUGUAUUUAUGAUUAAUUUCACGGCAUGUGGGAUUUAGAAACUGAACCGAAUGUGUCGGUUUGCUGAUAAAGUGCUGAGCCGGCAGAACCGGACGGGUUCUGGACUGAACCAUGAAGGCGACCCCUCCUUAGUCUGUCGUUUCUUUUUUUUCUGUUUUCUGUACCGACCUGGUCGGCUAGCUCUGCGGUGAAACCAGACGUUCCCAACGUUCCCAGUGUUCCCAGUCCACUCAGAGCUUAUCUUUCACACGCCUCAGAGUCAGAUUAUAUAUGAGCUUAUAGCAAAUUAUUUUUAUUUCCUGUCUGCGCUUUGGGAGCCUCUGCUCUGUCCCGCUUGGAUGCAGAUGUGCGAUGAUGUUUUGCCGGGUUUCCAAUAAAGAUCUUAACUC
This is a messenger RNA of Xiphophorus couchianus (Monterrey platyfish), 1292 nucleotides long. It is a transcript of the gene eif1axb, whose product is annotated as eukaryotic translation initiation factor 1A X-linked b. The coding region runs from base 166 to 600 and encodes 144 amino acids. The transcript has 7 exons. NCBI's taxonomy places the organism in Eukaryota, Metazoa, Chordata, Actinopteri, Cyprinodontiformes, Poeciliidae. The record is from RefSeq and is a predicted model, not a curated record. Gene Ontology annotation, biological process: translational initiation. Gene Ontology annotation, molecular function: translation initiation factor activity; RNA binding.